GCCUCAGAACUGAUGAUCACGGAGUCGUGCUUCUUGCAGGGAGGCAUUUGGUAUUCGCUCAGCAUGGAUAGCGGCGCUGCUUCAGACAUCUUGGAGGUAUCCCUGGAAGAGCUUCUAUCCGCCAUUGAAAGUCCUACUUGUGAAUCGCAUUUACUGGCAGCAAGCACUCCCGAGAAGCCAGAAGCAGCAGAAGCAGCAAGUCCAUCCGGCUCCGGCCUCUUGAAGCGACGAAGGGCUGGCAACGUCACAAGCCCCAAUGUACCUCCUCAAGGAGAUCCCAGCACUGUUGAGACCGUGGUCCAGCACAUCAGCCGCUGCAGGGAGGACUGUGACCUCUUGCAGGAUGCAGGUCAGGCUGUUGGUGGGGGUGACAUCUCGCUGUUGGUGCUGCGCAGGUUGUUGCGAAGCAUGAGUUCGGCCACCGCUUCGGUACCUGAAAGUGUGCGGGGAGGCAAGAUACAUCAGAGGCUCGUGCGAUGUCUGGCAAGUGCCGUGGAGACAUGGUCAGGUGGCUGCAGCAGGCAGCAGAAGGUGGCAGUCGCCCGCCUUGCCGUUCUCUGGGAGAUUUUGGAACUGUGUACGCGAUUGCACCCAUGCUGUCAGAGUUGUCAAGAGCUUGUACGCCUUGCCUCCCUGAUUCUUCAUGAAUGUGUGGUUACACCAGACUUGUGCUCGUCACAAUUGCAGCAGGCAGUUCUCAAGACCCUGCAUGCCUUGAGCUGCGAGCCGCACUUUGCAAUCCUGCUGAAAGAUCAAGAUAGGAAAGCUGGUAACUCACUCUUGUCUUCACUGCUGGAGCUGAUGAAGAAGAGUGGUGGGGCUGCAAUUCGUCUAAUAGCUGGUACGCUGGCCAAUGCUGCUUCAGCAAGUCCGGAAUUCUGCAACACACUGAGCACAUUCUAUGUGGAUGACAGCUAUUACCGGCAGUUUGGCCGGGUGCUUGGGACAGAUGUAGAGGAUGAGAUUGCAGGAACGGAUCCCUCGCGAAGCACUUUCGCUGCAUCUUUGGCAAGGGCUUUUGCCGGAUUCUCGCCUGCUGCUUGCACUGCUUCGCAGGACGCUGAAAUCCACGUAAAUUGCGCCGUGGUGGGGCUGCUCCUUGCCUGGCUGGCGCAGGGUUCCCCUCAUGCAAGCGGAGUUUUGGAUCAACAUGUGGGAUCACAGUCUUUGAUCGACCUGCUGCGAACUUUCACGAUCUUUCAGGAUCAUUGCGGCGUGCUCACUGACACCUCCCUCAUAUGCAUGCAUAAGGUCAUUACGUCACUAACGAACCCACUGCUGCCAGAUGUUCGGCCGGCCUCGCGCUGA
Symbiodinium pilosum is the source of this 1308-nucleotide messenger RNA. The record is from the annotation of a GenBank genome assembly. NCBI's taxonomy places the organism in Eukaryota, Dinophyceae, Suessiales, Symbiodiniaceae.